Molecule: messenger RNA, 936 nt
Organism: Fomitiporia mediterranea MF3/22
Lineage: Eukaryota; Fungi; Basidiomycota; Agaricomycetes; Hymenochaetales; Hymenochaetaceae
Exons: 6
Source: RefSeq, a predicted model, not a curated record
GUCAGUGGCAUGCUUGCGGGGACUUGGGCCAACAGUCUGCUCCUUUCGGUAGCAUUCAUGCAGGCAUUGAAUUAUUUCCAAAAUUACCCUCGGGAUCCUAUACAGCUGCGUGCGGCUGUAGCAUUAGUCAUCUUGUUUAACGUCUGGUGUACGAUCGUGUGCUAUGCAAACGUCUAUUUGUACUGCGUUACACACUGGGGUAAUCAAGUGUUCCUGUCAGCACAGUACUGGCCAGUCCCGAAUUAUAUCAUUUCAACGUCAUUAAGCGGGUUUCUCGUUCAAACGUUCUUAGGAUGGCGGUUCCUGCGACUGUCUAGCAAUUAUAUAAUUACAGGGCUCCUUGAACUCUGUUCGCUGGCAUCUCUUGGUGGCUCUGUGGCUGUUGCGGUGAUAAUAACAACGCACAAUUCACUCGCAGAUCGUAACAUGCUUACAACAACAGUGACAGUUUGGUUCGUUGCUAGUGCAGCAACAGAUGUGUUUAUUUCUAUCGUGCUUAUCUGGCAAUUCCGUCGCAUGAAAUCAUUCUUCGACAAUACACGCUCGCUCUUGCGACGUCUUACGGCUCUGACUAUUAGAUCGGGUUCCAUGACAUCGACCAUCGCUCUUACUACUCUGUUCCUGUUCCUUGCAGACAAUGAGGCGAACUGGGCCACUGGAGUAGUUUGGACACUGGGCCCUAUGUAUGCGAUCACCAUGCUAUCCAAUUUAAAUGCUAGGCGACGAUUGCACGGCGUCGGUCAGUCCAGCGACGAGCAUAAUCCAAGUGUUUCGUCUGGUGGGGUUCCGCCGUUCCGCAGGAAUCAUGAAGAGACUUUUGCGAUGUCAGGCAUCCAUGUUAUCCGGACGGUGCAACUCAGCGACGAUGUAAGUCAGCCCUUUAUCAAAGAUUUCAUGUAUUCACGUCUUGUGUUUUCUAGCAAAACCGUAACCUGA